Hyalella azteca is the source of this 820-nucleotide messenger RNA. RefSeq names its product RNA polymerase II transcriptional coactivator (gene Ssb-c31a). The record is from RefSeq and is a predicted model, not a curated record. Gene Ontology annotation, molecular function: transcription coactivator activity; DNA binding. NCBI's taxonomy places the organism in Eukaryota, Metazoa, Arthropoda, Malacostraca, Amphipoda, Hyalellidae. Gene Ontology annotation, biological process: positive regulation of transcription initiation by RNA polymerase II. The coding region runs from base 72 to 419 and encodes 115 amino acids. The transcript has 3 exons.
UUUUUUCCUCCUCUAAGUCAAACUCAAUUUAUUGAUUAGUUAUCAGAUCUCACCUUAUUACUGCUCUCAAAAUGCCUAAGAACAAAAAAGUUGAAUCUGGCUCUGAUUCAGAUUCUGGACCUGAGGAUCGCAAUCCUGCAAAGAAGUCCAAAUCUGAGGCUGAUGGAGGUAGCAAGAAAGGUGGGCGCAGCAAUUCCCCCAAGCGCAAUGAAAGCGGUGACCCCUACUGGGACCUAGGAAUGCGCAAGCGUGUCACAGUCAGAGAGUUCAAAGGCAGCACCUUUGUAGACAUCAGGGAGUACUAUGAGAAGGAUGGCAAAAAUCUUCCUGGCAAGAAAGGCAUCUCAUUGAAGGCUGGAGACUGGGGGCUCCUCAAGGAUCUCAUCGAGGAUAUUGAUGACGCUCUCCGUCAGCACUGAGUCAACUAUAUCUUUCAUUUCUUUUCAUCUGUGAUGUAUUACAUUGAAAAUUGGCUUUAUUUUCAUAUAUGACAAAGGAUUUUUUUGAUGUCUUGGACUACGAAUUGUGUAGAUCUACAAAUUUGUUGUUUGUAACUGUACUUGUAGGUAGCUUGGGGUUAUUCUUUCCCUUAGGUUUUUGCUACACGUAAUUCGUAGAUGCGGGAGAGUCAUCUGGUACUACCAAAUUUUCUUGUUGUGAUUUGUUCGAUGGAAAGUUUGGGUGAAAAUUGUUGGAGUGUUUAUUUUUAUCUUUAGUUAAAGUAUGAAUGUCAGUUGCUGGCAUUAGUAUUUAGUAUUCACAUCUGCUGCCACUUGAUGAUUUAGAAUAAAUCUAAUAAUCUAAUAAAGGUUGAAGUCAU